GCUAUCGUAAAUGAUGUACUCUUAUAUAAAAGACCUGAUAACUCUUGUUUUUUUUAAUUGACGAUAUGUGGCAAAGAAAGCUAUUUGUGUUUUUCAUCGGGGUGACUCUAGCUUCAGCUGGGAGGGCUCCAAAUGCCGACUACAUUGAGGAAUUGGUCCAAAAUGAGAGUUUUGGUCCACGAUUUUCGGAUAAUUUAUUAGAAGACGCCAGAUUGGAUGUCCCAGAACUCGUCCGAAAAUACAGAUAUCCAUUGGAAGUACACGAGGUGACGACUUCAGAUGGAUAUAUUCUACGAAUGCACCGUAUUCCUCACGGCCGAGACCAGAACAAUGUGCCGGGGAUGAAGAAACCUGUAGUAUUUCUAAUGCAUGGAUUGCUCAGUUCCUCCGCUGAUUGGAUUGUUAUGGGGCCUGGCAAUGCUUUUGGUUAUAUCCUAGCGGAAUAUGGAUUCGACGUUUGGAUGGGCAACGCCCGCGGUAACUACUAUUCCCGUAGACACGUCCGUUUAAAUCCCAACUCUAUAUUCAGCAACGCUUUCUGGGAAUUCUCCUGGGACGAGAUUGGAAAUCUUGACUUACCAGCAAUGAUAGAUUAUGCUUUAAAUCACACGGGACAAAAAAAACUUCAUUACGUUGGUCAUUCUCAAGGCACGACUGCAUUCUUCGUCAUGGGUUCACUUCGGCCUGAGUUUAACAACAAAAUAUUAUCUAUGCAUGCUUUUGGUCCCGUUGCGUACAUGGCGCAUAACAAGAGUCCUUUGUUAACCGCAAUUUCACCAUUUGCUAACAGAAUCGAGGAUCUUGCUUCUCUUAUUGGCAUAGGUGAAUUUAUGCCAAAUAAUUUAAUAAUGACUUGGGCCGGCCAAGCUAUGUGCAGGGAUGAAGUGGUGACGCAGGCGAUCUGUAGUAACAUAUUGUUUCUGAUUGGAGGAUGGAAUGAAGCGCAACACAAUGCUACAAUGUUACCGGUAAUACUAGGCCACGCCCCCGCCGGUGCUGCAGUAAGACAGUUCGUUCACUACGGACAAAGUAUCGCUGGUAAAGAGUUCCGCCGCUACGAUCAUGGCUGGAUGACUAAUUUACGUGUUUACGGCAACAUGAGACCACCGAAAUAUGAUUUGGGCAAUAUUAAAGCUCCCGUAUUUUUACACUACACGUACAACGACCCACUGUCUCAAGUCGAAGAUGUUGAUCGUCUUCAUAAUGAGCUGGGAGCGAGUACCAAAAUGCUUGUACCCUUACCUUUAUUCAAUCAUUUAGAUUUCAUAUGGGGAAUAGAUGCAAAGGAAUUGUUGUUUGACGGCGUUAUUAAAAUUAUGCGAUCUAUUCGUGUAUAAUUUUAAUAUGGAAUUACAAAGAAGAAGAAAAUGCUCGUGUACUGUAUUCGCUAGAUUCGUGAGAAAAUAAAUGUAAUGUCAAAUAUCAUGGACCAAAAUAUUAAAUAAUG
Molecule: messenger RNA, 1447 nt
Organism: Papilio polytes (common Mormon)
Lineage: Eukaryota; Metazoa; Arthropoda; Insecta; Lepidoptera; Papilionidae
Product: lipase 3-like
Exons: 5
Coding region: 66-1337 (423 amino acids)
Biological process (GO): lipid metabolic process
Molecular function (GO): hydrolase activity, acting on ester bonds
Source: RefSeq, a predicted model, not a curated record